AUGCCACUUUUGACCCCUCUGCCCUGUUUUCCUGCUCCGCCUGACCAAUGUCUUCCGAAAGUUCGGAUUGUCGAACAGCCAGCUCAAUCUGUAAGGUUUAGAUAUGAAAGUGAGGGAAGGAUAGAGGUUAUUUUCGGCAGAAGCAGCGUAAAAUGUAAACGUAAGACGUAUCCCACGUUAGAGAUAUACGGAUACGAGGGUGAAGCCACGAUCACCAUUUCCCUUGUCACCGCACAAAAACCCUAUCUACAACAUCCUCAUAAGCUAUAUGGUAAUGAAGAAAAUACAAAUGGCAUUUAUGAAUUUAAUGUACAGUUGAAAAAGGAAAACGCACGCAUAGUUGUUCCAAAUCUCGGCAUACAACAUACCUUGCAAAGAGAUGUUGUCAAAGAAUUGAUGGCCAGGAAGAAAACAGGCGUAGAUCCAUUUCAGACUGGUUUUAAACACAUUAAUGAUCCUAAAAAUAUCAAUUUGAAAGCUGUAAGACUCUGCUUCCUAGUAUCUAUAUAUGACAAGAGAACCGGCGAGAAGACGAACUUGGCCCCAGUGGUGUCCAACGUGAUUUACGAUGGGAAAGCUCUCAUGAAUUUAACUAUUAGAGAAUUAAGCAUCACCUCAGAUUAUCAUUUUGGUGGACGUAGAUUGAUUAUUCUAUGUGGAUGGGUGACAAAUGACAUUUCCGUAGUAUUCUUUGAAAAAGUAGAAGACAAAAUAGUAUGGGAGAAGCAUGCUAAAGUCGACUACGUUCAUAAUCACGUGGCUAUUGCGUGUUUCGUCCCCCGGUAUCAUUCAAAUAGAGACGCUGAGGUAGGUGUUGAGCUGAGAAUGUCUUUGAAGACAGAAGAAGGAGAGCGUAAUAAUGUAAUGAGUUUCAAUUACAUGGCCAAACUCUCAGAUUCCGAAGUAAUAAAGGAGAAGGAAAAUAAGAAACUGUCACCGCACCUUCUGUCAUUGGAACGAAUUUUGCGAGAAACAAUCAACCAGCCUUCGGGAAGUCCUCAGGAUAGCGAGCCGAUUGCUGGACCUAGUGGCGCCACAUUAAAUACACACAAUAUGUUACCACCAUGGCUACCUUAUAUAAAACCUGUGCACAUCAAUAACCACGAUUUGUUCUCUAACGGAUCAGUAUUAUCUGUUCGAAAUAUGCCGUCUAAUGAUUAUGCCUCCAAUAUGCAUUCUGUAGAUGGCCACGUUCAUCAAAGGCAUAAUACGUACAGUGACAUGCAAAUAUCAGGCAAUGUGGACACUUCUAUGCAAUCUAUAGCUUGCGGGGAAGACUUUUUCCCAGAAUAUCUAAGAAACACCGACCCACAGCAACAGGCUUUACCGGAACUGGCGCUGCCCGAAUUUGGUGUUUUCUUUGACCGUGUCGGUGAACAUCAUACA
Molecule: messenger RNA, 1386 nt
Organism: Brenthis ino (lesser marbled fritillary)
Lineage: Eukaryota; Metazoa; Arthropoda; Insecta; Lepidoptera; Nymphalidae
Source: the annotation of a GenBank genome assembly